UCUCUCUCUCACACACACACACACACACACACUAACUAUCAUAUGGGUUCUCUCUCACAAGAACACAAACUUGAUGUCAUUGAAUUCUCAGACAAGAACUCGAAACCCGGGACAGAAUCAUGGUCCAAAACAUGCGACGAAGUGGUCUCUGCACUCGAAAAAUAUGGUUGUUUUGUGGCAUCAUAUGAUAAACUCACCCAAGAAACACACACUACAGUUUUUCAAGCCCUAGAAGAAUUGUUUGAUCUCCCAACUCAAACCAAAGUCCAAAACAAAUCCACUAAGCCAUUAUACGGCUAUGUCGGCCAAAUCCCAUUCAUUCCUCUCUACGAAAGUAUGGGUAUCGAUGAUGCCGAUACCCUCCAAGGAAUCCAGAAUUUCGCCAAAGUUAUGUGGCCUAAUGGAAAUAACGAUUUCAGGUACGCAUUUUUCGCUUAUAUUUUUAGUCUUGUAGUAACUAUAUCUGCGCAUUCGCGCAUUCUGAAUCCCUAUUUGUACGGGAAAUUAAAUGCUAUACCUGGUUAUUUACAUGAGAAACUCGUUUGGUACACAAAGUUAGCAGCAGAACUAGAGAAAAUUGUCGUGCAGAUGGUGUUCGAGAGAUACGGAGUGGGGAAGCACUACGAAUCCCUCAUCGGUUCAGCAAACUAUCUUUGCAGGGUAAUGAAAUAUAGAGAACCUAAGUCGAAUGAAAAUAACAUGGGAUUUGUGUCUCAUACAGACAAGAGUUUUAUGUCUACAAUCCAUCAGAACCAAGUUGACGGUUUGGAGAUCAAAACCAAAGAUGGUGAAUGGUUUGGUGUUCAUCAGCUUUCUUCUUCAUCUGUCAUAGUU
Erythranthe guttata (spotted monkey flower) is the source of this 834-nucleotide messenger RNA. The record is from RefSeq and is a predicted model, not a curated record. Lineage: Eukaryota; Viridiplantae; Streptophyta; Magnoliopsida; Lamiales; Phrymaceae.